This is a messenger RNA of Halichondria panicea, 2183 nucleotides long. RefSeq names its product poly [ADP-ribose] polymerase 1-like. The coding region runs from base 16 to 1725 and encodes 569 amino acids. The transcript has 8 exons. The record is from RefSeq and is a predicted model, not a curated record. Lineage: Eukaryota; Metazoa; Porifera; Demospongiae; Suberitida; Halichondriidae. Gene Ontology annotation, cellular component: nucleolus. Gene Ontology annotation, molecular function: NAD+ poly-ADP-ribosyltransferase activity; NAD+-protein mono-ADP-ribosyltransferase activity. Gene Ontology annotation, biological process: double-strand break repair; protein poly-ADP-ribosylation.
CAUUACGUCCCCUUCAUGGUUGCAAUACUAAUUGAUAACUUCCCUGCUAAUCUCGUGCUACCCACUCUUCCCUCGUUCCACAAAUUGGACCCCCAGCGGUUGGACGUGAGACGAAUUCAGCUGGAGGGCUACCUGAAAACUAUCACCUCAGAGGAAUUCCUAUCAGAUCACCUCCACGUGUUGGGUCAGGUCAUCUUGUUCCUGUCAGAAGGAGAGUACGAACGACAGAGCACCGAGCUAAAGAGAAUGGUGAACACUCUCCUCAACCCUCUAAAACGUGUGGCCACGUUGACCCGAGGUGCACUCAAGUCCUCUGGUCAGUCGAGUUCCAAGAUGUCUCCAGUGACAGUCAAGAAGCAGCCAUCAUCAGAGACCCCCAAACCACCAGGAGAAGAGAGUUUUGGAGCCUCCAAACCUGCUGCCAAAAAGCACUUUGAGCUCCUCUACCAAGACAAGACAGGCAAUUCAUGGGGCACCAGUAAAGAGAGCUUUGUUAAGAGGCCUAGCAAGUUCUACCCCCUGGAGAUAGACUAUGGUGGUGAUGAGGACACUGGGCAACAGCUUGGAAUUGCCCCUGGUUCAAAGUCCACACUGGCCCCUGAGAUACAAGAUCUCAUUCGAAUGAUAUUUGAUGUGGAGAGCAUGAAGAAAGCUAUGCUGGAGUUUGAGAUUGAUAUAAAGAAGAUGCCUUUGGGAAAGUUGUCACGGCGACAGAUAGAGAGUGCAUAUUCUGUCCUCUCUGAGCUACAACGAGAGAUAGUUGGGACUCAGAAUCCGAGCAAAAUCCUCGACUGUACUAACAGAUUCUACACUCUAGUACCACAUGACUUUGGCAUGACGAAACCACCCCCACUGAACUCAGAGGAGGUUAUAAAGAUAAAGACACAAAUGUUGGAUAAUCUACUGGAGAUUGAGGUGGCCUACUCGCUACUGAAACAGGAGGAUGGUGUGAGUGGAGGGAAGGACCCAUUGGACCUGCAUUAUGAGCAGCUCAAGAUGUCACUCCUGUUUCCAGCCAACAAACCUGUCGACUUCUUUUUGCAGGUGCUGCCCAAGGGCUCUGAUGAGUUCUCAAUGCUGCAGGAGUACGUGUCCAACACUCACGCGGUCACCCACUCUCAGUACUCACUGGAGGUGCUGGAGGUGUUCAAAGUGGACAGAGAAGGAGAGGGGAAGAAAUACAAACCAUUCUCAAAGCUCCACAACAGACAGCUGCUCUGGCACGGCUCCAGGAAGACCAACUUUGUGGGAAUACUAUCCCAGGGUCUUCGAAUAGCUCCACCAGAGGCGCCUGUGACUGGCUACAUGUUUGGGAAGGGGGUGUACUUUGCAGACAUGGUCUCCAAGAGUGCCGAUUACUGUAGCACCUCUCGCUCUGACAACGAGGGACUCAUGCUCCUCUGUGAGGUUGCCCUCGGAGACAUGUAUGAGCUGACCCACUCCAAGUAUGUAGACAAGCUGCCAGCUGGUAAGCACAGUACCAAGGGUCUGGGUCGGACCGCCCCCACUACUGACGGCCACAAGACCACUGAGGAGGGUGUGGUCAUCCCCAUGGGCAAGGGCUCCUCCACAGCCGUCGACAAUACCUCACUACUCUAUAAUGAGUAUCCUAUUCAUUGUCAGUGUGUGUGUGGGUGUGUGUGUGUGUUGUGUGGGUGUGUGUGUUGUGUGUGUGUGUGUGUGUGUGUGUGUGUGUUGUGUUGUGUGGGUGUGUGUGUUGUGUAGAAUGUUAAACACUUUGUACAGAGUACAUGUAUAUUAAUAUAAUAUCUAUUCGGCUAGUUUGUUAAUCUUUAUCACAGGUUCAUUGUAUGAUGUGAGCCAGAUAAGAAUCAAGUACCUGCUCAAAAUGAACUUCAAGUACAAGUGGUAGCUAUAGAGAAUGUUACAUUAUUUAGUUUUGUGUUUUUUGUUGUGUUCUGUGUUCCUUGAGGUCACUUUAUAUAUUCCAUACCGUAUAGCGUGAAUUUUUCGCUUUCUUAUCCUACAAAAUUCACGAUUUUUACUAUGUGCUAUAACGUGCAAAGAUUAUAUUAAGGCACUGUUUCUGGUAAGCAGUCACCCACGAAUUCAACGAAACGCUUUUAGAGAGCACGAAAUUUUCUAUACAGUACAUUUUACUAUCUUAUCUUGUGUUCCUUUGAGGUCACUUUUUUGAUACCAUAUAAUGCUCUAUUGCUGUG